AUGAAGCAGUUGUCAUCUCCAAGCCUUGCUGCAUUCCACUCUUGUGCUUCUAUGCGUUGCUGGCGUCUUUGCAUCUCCUUUAAAGGUCUCCCGGCCAAUCCCGACCUCCUUUAUCAAUCCCCUGAGACACCCGUCAACAGUCUCCGAGACUUGACUAACUUCCUUCACUCUGUUGUCACGGAGUGGGAAGGCUUGUGUCGCCUAUUUGCCAUAUGUGCACCGGUUCUUGAUAAAUCCGCUUCUUUUCCGCCAGGGAUUGUUGUACAGCUAUUUGAUGCCAAGAGUUUGAUAUUGGCUUAUGGGCCUGGUCUUCACUAUCGUCCCCUCUGGGAACCAUUAAACCUUCCCGAUGAUGCAAUAGAUCUGUGUGAUUAUCAUGUGGUCGGUGGCGUCUUCCAAUUCGAUCUUCUUAAACUUCCUCGACAGCCUCGCACGGGUAGAGGCUGGAAUUGGACUAACUGUGUGGUACCGCCUAUUCUUACACCCCUAGAGUACACGGUUGGUACUCCAAAAAUAGAACCCGAUGCAAUUGAAGGUACGCCUGACAAUUCGGUGAAAGAGGGAAGUGGAAAGGAAGAAAAUCAGGAAAUCAAAGUGGAUGAUCAGGUGGAUGUGGACAAAAAUGCUAUGUGGUGUAAGGUCGUAUUUUAUUACUCAGUUUAG
Messenger RNA from Rodentolepis nana, 663 nucleotides. The record is from the annotation of a GenBank genome assembly. Lineage: Eukaryota; Metazoa; Platyhelminthes; Cestoda; Cyclophyllidea; Hymenolepididae.